Messenger RNA from Ricinus communis (castor bean), 493 nucleotides. RefSeq lists its product as uncharacterized. NCBI's taxonomy places the organism in Eukaryota, Viridiplantae, Streptophyta, Magnoliopsida, Malpighiales, Euphorbiaceae. The record is from RefSeq and is a predicted model, not a curated record. The transcript is spliced from 3 exons. Bases 77 to 322 code for a protein of 81 amino acids.
UACUACUAGUAGGUAUGGAAUUUGGAUCAAAGGGCAGUCAAGGCCAGAUAACUUUGAAAAAAGAGAACUAGGAGAAAUGGCCCAACCAAUUGAACCCAAACACCAACCCGAUCCAUCUUCGUCGCCACCGCCACCACUUCACCGGAGCGACGCCGAUGACGAUGACGAGAACGUCAAGCAGCUAAGAGAAUGCUCUUCUCUAUACCUCUCACUACAGGAUUGUCUCGUUGAGAGCAACAGGAACUGGAAAUCUUGCCAAAAGGAAGUUCAAGCUCUGAAGGCAUGCAAUGAGAUGAGAAGGAAGAUUGAAAAAAAUAAGUGAUUAGUUGAAGAUUUUUGCAUUCAGAACUCAGAAUUUAUUUACCUGAAAUCUUCCCGCAGCUGUCAUUUUCUCUUUUUUAUUAGAGAUUCCAAUUGUUUUAGACUUUUAUAUUUCUCGCUUAAGAAUUCAAUCUAAAAGGAGCCAGAAAGAGGAAUAAUCUUUCGGAUGGUA